AUGUCUGUGAAGCUCAGCAGAGCUGGGUUUGCCCCUUCUUAGUCUCUCCGGAGUGCGGAAAAGAGAAGGGGGUGGAGGCUGCUGAGAGAGAGAGAGAGACAAAGAAAACCAAAACAGCCACAACUGCCUUCAAAGGUCGGUUUACCACCCAAGUGGAGUCGCAGUGGCUGCUGCCCAGAGCACAUAGGAGCCACCAGUGACACGAUANAAGCAGUUGGGGCUCAGAAAAGAUCUCCCUGGGCAGGAGCUAUGGCAUGGCCACCUCCCUACUGGCUCUGCAUGCUGGGGACCUUGGUAGGACUCUCAGCUACCCUAGCCCCAAACAGCUGUCCAGACAAACACUACUGGACUGGGGGAGGACUCUGCUGCCNGAUGUGUGAGCCAGGUACAUUCUUUGUGAAGGACUGUGAACANGACAGAACAGCUGCUCAGUGUGAUCCCUGUAUACCAGGCACCUCCUUCUCUCCAGACUACCACACCCGGCCCCACUGCGAGAGCUGCAGGCAUUGUAACUCUGGUUUUCUCAACCGCAGCUGCACAGUCACUGCCAAUGCUGAGUGCACCUGUUCCACAGGCUGGCAGUGCAGGGACCAGGAAUGUACAGAGUGUGACCCUCCUCUAAACCCUGCACUGACCAGACAGCCAUCUGAGNCCCCGAGUCCACAGCCACCACCCACCCACUUACCUCAUGGCACAGAGAAGCCAUCCUGGCCCCUACACAGGCAUCUUUCCGACUCAACUGUCUAUAGCCACCAGUCAUCCCGUAGACCCCUGUGCAGCUCGGACUGCAUCUGGAUCUUUGUGACCUUCUCCAGCAUGUUUCUUGUCUUNGUCCUGGGUGCAAUCUUGUUCUUCCAUCAAAGAAGAAACCACGGGCCAAAUGAAGACAGGCAGGCAGUGCCUGAAGAGCCUUGUCCUUACAGCUGCCCCAGGGAGGAGGAGGGCAGUGCCAUCCCUAUCCAGGAGGACUACCGGAAACCCGAGCCUGCUUCCUACCCUUGACCCGGUGCUGGGUGGGGCCCUUCCACAGAGACCUCGAUGGUGGCCUGCUCCCCUGUCAUGGUCAUCAGAACCCUUUCCUGUGAAUACUCAACAAACUGCCCUUCUGAGACCAACGGGGACAAGAGCAGNAUCCCAGUGUGUGGCCCAGAAANCUGGGGAGACUCAGGCUCUAGCUAUAAAACACACUUACUCUAAGUGAAACCGUCCAGCUGGCAAAACUACAUGCCAGGGGUAGAAAUGGCUCACCAAGGGCUCCAGAGGGGGCUUGGCAGUGAGGAGCACGAAGUGUUCCUCCAGAGGACCAGAGUUUGACUCCCAGCACUGUCGGAUGGAGCGAAACCAGCUGUAACUCUACUUUCAGAGGGUCUGACACCUUUGACCUCCUCUGGUAUCUACAAACACAGGACUCUCUCUCUCUCUCACACACACACACACACACACACACGAUGAAAAAUAAUAAAAGUGUUUUAAAAAGUGGAAUGAGCCACCGGCAGGUACCCAGGUGCCAGAAGGGCUGACUGCUGUGAGAGACACUAUCUACAGACACAGACUUCCUGGCCUUGGUUCCAUCUUCUCUGUAAGUUGUGACAGUGCUGUGGGAAAGCUGAGGCUCAGACUUUCUCUCAGUUGAGCUAAAACUAUAAAUAAAUUCAUUUGUCUACUUCUA
Messenger RNA from Mus caroli (Ryukyu mouse), 1669 nucleotides. RefSeq names its product CD27 molecule (gene Cd27). Gene Ontology annotation, biological process: negative regulation of apoptotic process; positive regulation of T cell differentiation; positive regulation of B cell differentiation. NCBI's taxonomy places the organism in Eukaryota, Metazoa, Chordata, Mammalia, Rodentia, Muridae. The record is from RefSeq and is a predicted model, not a curated record. Gene Ontology annotation, cellular component: external side of plasma membrane. Gene Ontology annotation, molecular function: protein binding; transmembrane signaling receptor activity.